This is a messenger RNA of Neogale vison (American mink), 4487 nucleotides long. It is a transcript of the gene CSNK1G3, whose product is annotated as casein kinase 1 gamma 3. Gene Ontology annotation, molecular function: protein serine/threonine kinase activity; ATP binding. The record is from RefSeq and is a predicted model, not a curated record. Gene Ontology annotation, biological process: peptidyl-serine phosphorylation; positive regulation of canonical Wnt signaling pathway; signal transduction. Bases 714 to 2084 code for a protein of 456 amino acids. Gene Ontology annotation, cellular component: cytoplasm; plasma membrane; nucleus. The transcript is spliced from 14 exons. Lineage: Eukaryota; Metazoa; Chordata; Mammalia; Carnivora; Mustelidae.
UUUUCGCUGAUGCGGGAGCUUGGGGGCCGCCGCCGCUAGAGAGACGCUUUCCUUUUUUAUUUUUUUUUUUCCAUGUGUUCACUUCCGGGUCCGGCGCCGAUCCGGAUGCCCGAGGCAGAAGGAUGUUUGACCUCCGGAUAAGCGAGGCGCCGCUGUGCAUUCAUUCCCGGCUGCAUCGGUGGCGACAGCAGCGGCCCGGGCGGCGACUCUCCGGCCAGAGGCGGCGGUAGGAGGCACCGGCAGUAGUGCAGAGAGCGAGUCCGAGCCGAGCGGCGUUCCCUCCCUCGCUCGUUCCUUCCCCCCCUACCUCGCUCGCUCCCUCCCUGCGUGGCUCGCUUUCCUCCUCCGGUCGCCGGCGGGUGUGAUGUGCCGCCGCGGCUGCCCCCGCCGCCGCUGACUGACGGAGCAGGGGGCGCCGCCCGCGCCCGGGACCGACCCCGCAGCUCGCGGCCGCGCCUCUGAGCUCUCUAUCAAUAUCAGCUUACAUCACUGAAGAGAUAAUUUUGAAGACAUGUUUUGCUGAAAAGACAACUGAGAAAAAUUUCACGAAUGGGAUGAACACGCUUCAGUUAACUGACUACCUGCUGCAAUUUGAAUGUUAGCAGUUACCCACCUGGUACAGUUAACCUAGUGAUGUACCUAUUCUCACAAUACCCUUUUUCAUUGUGCUUGUCUUGAUUAAAGAAUUCAAAGUGGAGUACCGCAAACUUGAUAUGGAUAAUAAAAAGAAAGACAAGGACAAAUCAGAUGAUAGAAUGGCACGACCUAGUGGUCGGUCGGGACACAACACUCGAGGAACUGGGUCUUCAUCCUCUGGAGUUUUAAUGGUUGGACCUAACUUUAGAGUUGGAAAAAAAAUUGGAUGUGGCAAUUUUGGAGAAUUACGAUUAGGGAAAAAUUUAUAUACAAAUGAAUAUGUGGCAAUUAAACUGGAGCCCAUGAAAUCCAGAGCACCACAGCUACAUUUGGAAUACAGAUUCUACAAACAGUUAGGAUCUGGAGAUGGUAUACCUCAAGUUUACUAUUUUGGCCCUUGUGGUAAAUACAACGCCAUGGUGCUCGAACUGCUGGGACCUAGUUUGGAAGAUUUGUUUGAUUUAUGUGACAGGACAUUUUCUCUUAAGACUGUUCUUAUGAUCGCCAUCCAGCUGAUCUCUCGCAUGGAAUAUGUCCACUCAAAGAACUUGAUAUACAGAGAUGUAAAGCCUGAGAACUUCUUAAUAGGACGACCAGGAAACAAAACCCAGCAAGUUAUUCAUAUUAUAGAUUUUGGUUUGGCAAAGGAAUAUAUUGAUCCAGAGACAAAGAAACACAUACCAUACAGAGAACACAAGAGCCUUACAGGAACAGCUAGAUAUAUGAGCAUAAACACACAUUUAGGAAAAGAACAAAGUAGAAGAGAUGACUUAGAAGCUUUAGGUCAUAUGUUCAUGUAUUUUCUGAGAGGCAGUCUUCCUUGGCAAGGUUUAAAGGCUGACACAUUAAAAGAGAGGUAUCAGAAAAUUGGAGAUACAAAACGAGCCACACCGAUAGAAGUGUUAUGUGAAAAUUUUCCAGAAGAAAUGGCAACAUAUCUUCGUUAUGUAAGAAGGCUAGAUUUUUUUGAAAAACCAGACUAUGACUACCUAAGAAAGCUUUUUACUGACUUGUUUGAUCGAAAAGGAUAUAUGUUUGAUUAUGAGUAUGACUGGAUUGGUAAACAGUUGCCAACUCCAGUGGGUGCGGUGCAGCAAGAUCCUGCUCUGUCAUCAAACAGAGAAGCACAUCAGCACAGAGAUAAGAUGCAACAAUCCAAAAACCAGUCGGCAGACCACAGGGCAGCUUGGGACUCCCAGCAGGCAAAUCCCCACCAUUUGAGAGCUCACCUUGCAGCAGACAGACAUGGUGGCUCGGUACAGGUUGUAAGCUCUACAAAUGGAGAGUUGAACACAGAUGACCCUACUGCAGGACGUUCCAAUGCGCCCAUUACAGCCCCUACGGAAGUAGAAGUGAUGGAUGAAACCAACUGCCAGAAAGUGUUGAACAUGUGGUGCUGCUGUUUUUUCAAACGAAGGAAAAGGAAAACCAUACAGCGUCACAAAUGACUCUGGACACAGACAGAUCAUGGGGAGUUACUUACGUGUUCAUCUGCUGUCUUGUGAUUAAAAUCAUCUCUGUAGUGACCACAUACAUUUUCGAGGACUCACUCUUAGAAACGAAAUGUCAUACUUUCAUACUUCAUUUUGUGGUUGUCUUACAUUCAUAUUUUUUUCUAAUUUAACUUUUAUGGAAGCUUUAAAGUUUUGUCCAAACAUACGAGUGCUUUGCCCAUCAAUGAAUGGAACGGACCAAGGAGGUGGUACUGAUGGAUACCAUUCUGAGGACAUUUUCCAGAAGCUCUCCUCCUGUUGUAGAAAGCAGUACAGUGUCUUCAGUGUCAAACAGUCACAUGCCUAAUCUGGUUUUUUUAUAACUUCUGUAAGAGCAUAAUCAAGCAGGAGUUUUCUCCCCAAUGGAAUAAUGCAACAGAGAAGACGCAGUUGCCCAAAUAUGUAAAAGAAGUUAUUUUGUGAGAAGUUCAUUUCUUGUGUGACAUCUGCAUUGAUUUCAGUAUUACUGAUGGUACUGCUAUUCAUGAGUCAUACUAACAUUCUCUCUGUGAAAUCAUGGUACAGUCACUGCCCAGAGGUACUGAGGGAAAAGCUCUAUGGGUUCGGCAGACGGUAGCGGUCGAACGAUUCACGCUAGGUAGGAGCUCUGCUUUUGUGGCCCCACGACGCCAAGUACAGUGUUGCUCAAGUGGCAGAAGCGCUUUUUUAAAAAAGGAAAAAAAAAAAAAAAGCAAAAUAUUUGUAUAAUGUAACUUUAUGCUUCCAGAUAAUAAUGUAUGUUAGACAGCAAGAAAUGAAUACUUUGAGAAAUGAAAUAUGUUGGAGUUUUUUUGUUUUUUGGUUUUUUUAAAUACACUAAGGAGAAGAAAUCAAUGUGAAUCUCAUUGCGAUGUGUAAGGUUGAAGUCCGAGGAGAUCCCACUGAAACCUACUGCUGAAUGAUUACAUUCUCCCCUAAGCAGAAAAUUUUGGAUGUGCCAUGCAGUGGUGUCUGUCUAUUAAUUAUUUGCUUUUUGAUUAAAAAAAAUAAUAAGAAAAAGAAAAGACCCCCAGCAAUAAAAACUGGGUCAUUCUCUUGCCCUCUGUGCACAUUAGUCUCUUGUAUUCAACUUUGCUGGUUCUCUGGAAUUUUCCUACUUCUUAGAAUAAUUUUGAUGAUCGAAAACUAUUUUGGAAAGGAUGGGUCAGGUGCUUUGCCUCCAUAGUCUUUUGAAGUGCCUGGACAUGAACAAAGUAACAGUUCUGUAAAGAAAAAGGAAACCCAUGCCACUCUUCAAGUCUAGUUUGUUUUAAGCCAUAAAGACGCAGGUAUUCUUUGGUCUCAUUCUAAAGCCAGAUUCUUCAAGAAGAGUUAAGACUAAAAGACUGGCUAGAAAGAGAAGGAGUUUUUCCAAAUCUCGCAUUCACCUGUUAAGAUUGUUACUUGCUCUUUCCACGCAGCCCUUUCUUUGUCUUUAAGUGCAUGCCUGCCGGCGUGCUUAUUUAUUUUUGUUGUCUCAAGGUAACAUUUGAAAUGUGUAAUUAAAGGAAAUAAAUUACAUUUUUGACUUCAUUAUUGCAUUUGCAGGGAUUUAAUUGUACUUUGUAACUUAUUUUUCUUAUUAGCCAAAAGUUCAGCGUGUUGCUUUUUGAUGAAUUAGGCGCCCAUAUGAAUACUGCAAAUCAGGACAUUGUUUAUCACCAUUGCUCUGAAUCGUCUCAAUGGUCUUUUCAAGUUCUUGAUUUAAAGGCCCACGCUCAGCCUACAAGACAUUUGCUGUAUAAUUUGGUCAGCAGUUUCCAUUCUGUUUGUAUACUGUCAUGAUGUCUUAAACGACAGGAGUUACAUACUGAGUUUUCAUUUUUUUGUUUGCCUUGAGCAAGGUAGAUGGAUGUUUUGGCCAUUAUAAUGUGAAACCACUUUUUUUCUUUACAGUAUUUGACCAAAUUUGUGUGUCUAUGAUAUUUGUAAAUACAUGCGAUAUCUGUAUUUCUUAUCAUAAGCCUAUUUAGUUUUAUUCUCAGUAGGGUUUUUGGACUGUACAGUGUUUAUAUGAUCUGAACUCCUUAUACAUAAGAAGGUGUGUAUAUUAAUCCAAUUAUGGACUUAAAAUAUUUUAAAAGUAUAAAUACCCUUAUUUGCUGCAAAGACCAGUGUGUAGACAUUUGCUUUUUAGCAAUAUUUUUAAGUGCUCCAUUUUAAUGCCAAGGAAUAAGUCUUUUGGCAACACAAACUGGUCAGUAAUAGGUAACGCAGGUAUGUUCAGGUUAAGCCAACAAUGUUUUGCAUUUUUAUGCUUCUUUUCUGUCAACACUAAUGAAGUCAACAUUGCCUGAAUGUCUGAAUAAUGAAACACAUCCCUGUUUAAAAGUAUGUAACUGAAAAAGAAAUAAAAAAUAAAGUAGUUUUUUUAAACUC